UGAAGAUACGCUGUUCAGUAAUCUUCUAAGAAAAUUAUAUUCUACAAUGGAUUGGAGGAAUUACCGAUAUGCAGAAAUGACAACAAUCGAUUGGGAUAUAAGUAAAUAUAAUUUCAUUGAAACGUUAUUCACUUCCAAACUAUUGACGAUCAUCAUCAUUCAGUACAUUCAGAUUUUAUUUAUAUUAACAUUUCAUUUUCAACCAAUGAUUUAAAUUGAUUCGUCAAUGUAUAAUUCGCAAUGACUGAAAUUGUUUUAUAUACGAGAGAGGAAGUAUCAAAAAAUAACGGAAAGGCAAACAAAGAUAUUUGGGUGAUUAUUGAUAAAAGUAUUUAUGAUGUGACGAAUUAUAUGAGUGAACAUCCUGGAGGACCUGAACUGAUAGAAGAAUAUGCUGGCAAAGAUGCCACCAGUGCGUUUUUUGACGUGGGUCAUUCUACUGAAGCAAAAAAACAGUUGAAGAAAAUGAAAAUUGGGGAAGUACACCCUGAUGAAAGAAAUGGUGGUAAUAAAUCUACUCCAAAAGUCAAUGAGGAUUCCGAAUCUACGUCUGCACACAGGAGGAAUUUCCUUGAUAUUCUAUCAUGUGGAAUAUGUGGGAGGAAAAGCCAAUAGUUCUGCUUAAUCAAAAAUAUCAUGAUGCUUGGAAGUCGGAAUGUGGUCUUUCUGUAUAGAAGACGAGAAUAAUAAAAGCUGAACUGAAAUUUCUAAUCUGUCGGAUUAGAUUCUGAU
Coccinella septempunctata (seven-spotted ladybird) is the source of this 732-nucleotide messenger RNA. Its product is annotated as cytochrome b5-like. The record is from RefSeq and is a predicted model, not a curated record. The transcript has 4 exons. Gene Ontology annotation, cellular component: membrane; intracellular membrane-bounded organelle. Gene Ontology annotation, molecular function: heme binding. Bases 241 to 615 code for a protein of 124 amino acids. Lineage: Eukaryota; Metazoa; Arthropoda; Insecta; Coleoptera; Coccinellidae.